AUGGGUCAAAGUACUGGAGCGGUGAAUCAAUACAUUUCGCUUCUCUUCAAUUAUCUCGCCAUUUCACAAUGUUCUCUUUCGUCUCCGGAAACGUGGCCCAGAGAUUAUGGAGAUAUUGCGAUUAGAAAGGGUUUUGAGGAAUAUGACUUCAUUAUCGUCGGCGCCGGAUCUGCUGGUUGUGUUCUUGCUAAUCGUCUCAGUGAAAAUCCACAAUGGAAAAUCCUCCUUUUGGAAGCAGGAGGAGAUCCUCCGAUUGAGUCAGCUAUAAUUGGACUAUCAGUGUCUCUGACGAAGACACAAUAUGAUUGGGAGUAUUAUACGGAACUACCGCAGAAACCAGGAUUUACUAGAGUAAAUUUUGGCUAUUGGCCAAGAGGAAAGAUGUUGGGAGGAUCGAGUUCAAUGAACGGAAUGCUUUAUGUGAGGGGAAACGAAGACGACUACGAUAACUGGGAAGCACUCGGAAAUCCAACUUGGGGAUUCGCAAACGUCUUGGAAUACUUCAAGAAAUCCGAGCAAAAUCACAAUCCGGAAAUCGCUGAUGCCUUCGGUGGAUAUUAUCACUCAAAGGACGGUUUAUUGUCCGUCGAACUGUACAAGGAUAACGACACAUUUAAUCAAGACUUCAUUGAAUCAGCACAAGAAAUGGGAUUCAAAUUCAUUUUAGACAUUCACGCAAAUGAACAUAUUGGAUUCACAUUCUCGCAAGGAACCAUCAGAUCAGGAGUCCGAGAAAGUACUGCCGCGGCUUUCUUGCGUCCUGCCAUGAAUCGUCCUAAUUUGCACAUCGUUAAAUACGCGCACGUCACGAAACUCGAGAUUGAUAAUAGAGGAAAAGUUUCAGGAGUGUCAAUGGUACUCCGAGGAAAGAAAAAACUGAAGGCUUUUGCAAGGAAGGAAGUGAUCUUAAGUGCCGGAGCCAUUAAUUCGCCACAAAUUCUAAUGCUUUCUGGGAUCGGACCUGCUUCUCAUCUUCAAGAAAUGGGAAUUCCAGUCAUUCAAAGUCUUCAAGUUGGAAAGAACUUGCAAGAUCAUACCAUAGUGCCGUUAGUAGUGAAGCUCGAUGAAUCCACGGCAACUUCUCUUAAUAGUGCUGAAGCGCUGGAAAGUUUUGCUGAGUAUUUAAUGCGUCACACAGGAACUUUGGCCACAACAGGAACGAUUCAAACAAUUGGAUAUGUCAAUGUUCAUGAUCCUUUGUCCAGAUUUCCUGAUUUUCAAUUCUAUCAACUGUUAUUCCACAAAGGUCAACAAGACAUUCUUUUUUCCUUCAUUUUUCAAUAUUUGGGUUUUACUCAAGAAAUAUCAAGAAUUAUUGCUGAUGAAGCAAAGACAUCAAAUGUCCUUAUAAUGUCUCCAUCGAUGUUGAAAGAAAAAUCACGGGGUGAAAUUCUAUUGCGAAGUGCCGAACCGACAGAGAAACCAAGAAUUUUUGCUAACUACUUUUCUGAAGACUCUGACGUGAAGGCUUUUGUUAAAGCAAUUCGUUUGUAUCUCAAAUUUCUAAAGACAAACACAUUUAAAAGCCACGAAGCUGAACUUUUCAUCCUUCCACUUCCCGAAUGCGAUUUACUGACAUUUGACAGUGACGAAUAUUGGGAAUGUUAUUGUCGUGUCAUAGUAACGACAGUUUUUCACCCAGUUGGGACAGUGAAAAUGGGUCCUGAUUCAGAUCCUGACGCCGUUGUCGAUCACAAACUAAGAGUCAAAGGCAUUAAAGGUUUGAGAGUUAUUGACGCGAGUGUAAUGCCAAGAAUUCCUAGUGCAAAUACAAAUGCGCCAACAAUUAUGAUCGGAGAAAAAGGUGCAGAUUUCAUCAAAGAAGAUUGGUAA
This is a messenger RNA of Phlebotomus argentipes, 1833 nucleotides long. Its product is annotated as glucose dehydrogenase [FAD, quinone]-like. The transcript has 3 exons. Gene Ontology annotation, molecular function: ecdysone oxidase activity; flavin adenine dinucleotide binding. NCBI's taxonomy places the organism in Eukaryota, Metazoa, Arthropoda, Insecta, Diptera, Psychodidae. The coding region runs from base 1 to 1833 and encodes 610 amino acids. The record is from RefSeq and is a predicted model, not a curated record.